Molecule: messenger RNA, 1832 nt
Organism: Schizosaccharomyces octosporus yFS286
Lineage: Eukaryota; Fungi; Ascomycota; Schizosaccharomycetes; Schizosaccharomycetales; Schizosaccharomycetaceae
Product: triose phosphate transporter
Exons: 1
Coding region: 378-1496 (372 amino acids)
Biological process (GO): GDP-fucose import into Golgi lumen; protein O-linked glycosylation via fucose
Cellular component (GO): Golgi apparatus
Molecular function (GO): antiporter activity
Source: RefSeq, a predicted model, not a curated record
AAUGUGGACGGGUAAUAACCUUAUAUACUUCCUGGGAAUCAGGUAAUUUUUGGGAUGCGCAGUAGUAAUCUUGACAUACCCAUUCAACGUUCAAAGUUUUGAGAGGGCUGGUUCUUGGAAGUUUGACUCGUUUUCCCUUUUCUUUCCUAUAUAAUUCUCGAUUUCUUUUUUCCAUCUCUUGGUUUGUUCGGAUUUCUAUUAAAUUCCUUUUGAUGGUUGAAAACGAUUCGUAAACAGGUUUCCGUUUUCUUUUUAUUUACCAAUUAGCAGCAAUUUGUUGUUUUUUUUUUUUUUUCAACGAAUUUCCUUUCCUUGUACUAUAAUAAGCAUCAUUGAUCAUUAUACUUGACUUUUUCACCCAGUCCUAAUUCGAAACCAUGUCUGCUCUUCCACAUAAAGGUUCAUAUGACGCUCUUGGAGACCAAGAUGUUGACGAAAAGAAUGUCUUUUCCAUCUCUACGGCUUCCCUGCCAGACACAUCCUCUACUUCGACAAUUCAAAUCUCUUCCCCGAAAGAGGAAGACUUGAAAACCAAUGAUCUCGAGGCGCAGACUCCAACCUCAGCUUCUACUUCUUCUUUUCCAUCCGUCCCUCAACCUUCCCGUAUGAACAUCUUCUUUGCCGUCGCAUCCCAAAUUCUUUUCGCCAUUCUCGUCACCGUCUUGAAUAAGCAAGCCCUUAAUGUAAUACGAGCUCCUUUAUUAAUGCUGUCCCUCCAAAUGGCCUUUACGGCCGUCAUGGUAAAGGCUUAUUGGUGGGUUUCUUCCGGUUCCUCCCAAACGCUCCCUCUUUCUUCCGUGAAGCAAUUGAAAAAGUUUAUCUUCGUAAAAAUUCUGGGUAUCGUAAGUAAAACCUAUUGUCUCUCGUUUGUGCCGGUCUCGUUUUACCAAAUUUCUCGUGGAUUACUUUUACCUUUUACGAUUUUGCUUUCCUUUUUACUCCUUCAUCAAAAAACGCAUGCUUUCCCUCUUAUUGGAUGCUUUUUAGUAAUGCUUGGGUUUGUUUUUGGCGUUCAGUUUGAGCAGCACGUUCCCGUCAUAGGGAUCGUCUUGGGAAUUUGGAGUUCGUUCACUACGGCCAUCGAAUCGGUUGCUGUGAAGCAUUAUGUUCAUGAAUUUCCCACAUUGGAUUUGAUUUACAUUUUUGCAACUUAUAUGUCUGGCUUUUGUCUCUUUCUUUCCAUUUCCUCUCUUGAACUAUACAGCGUUGUUAGAUCCGUGAAUGGAGCGCAGAUAGCCAAAUUUUCCAUGAUCCUUCUUGCGUCUUCUUGUUCAAAUUUUUACCUAAACAUUGCAACCUUUACCCAGAUCAAGGUCACUUCACCCGUUUCUUAUAUGAUUUCUGUUGCUACGCGCGGCGUCCUCCAGACACUUUUCGCGGUCGCCUUUUUAGGUGAAACUCUUUACGUAAAUCGCAUUUAUGGUGUCGUACUCAUUCUUGGUGGUACAACUCUUUACACGCUGGCAAAGGAACACGAACGACGUGGAACAAAAUAAAUUCAAAAUUAUCUUUUUUAUCUAUUGACAUGUGUGUUGAUUUUCUUUUCUUUUUUUCUUUUGUUAUUUUUUCCUUUUCCUUUUUUUAUUUUUCUUUUUUUCUUUAAUUUUUUUUCUUUUCUUUGUCUAUGCUUCUUAUCUUUCCUUAUGAUUUGCAUUCGCAUUUUAUGAUUUUAUUUGACGAGUUCUUUUGUUUAUUUGAAUCUUUUCCUUUUUCUGUUUUAUUUUAUUUUUUUUUUAAAUGAUUUGUUUCUUUCUCCAACAAAAUAAAAUCUACAUUUCUUCUUUCUCAAACUUUGAAAAAACAUAUAGGAACGCAUAUGUGUCAGGUAAUUC